AUGGACGAUCAAUUUAUUCUUCGUCGUGCUGAUAUUCCCGACAUCAAUGCACUAUUUCAACUACGUCAAAAGACUUUUCAAGAAACAUAUGUUGAAGAUUUUUCCAUUCCUUUGUCUAAAAAGGACAUCGACCAUUAUUUUCGUUUAUUCGCAAGUCCAGAAAACUUCGCAAAGAAAAUAGUUGAUCCAAAACGAGCUGUUUGGGUAAUAGAAAAUAAGAUAAAUGGUGAACUUAUCGGCUUUGCGUCAGCUGAUCCCUGUGAUGAUAUUCCUCAUCCUGAUGUUCGAUCAAAUGAAGAUGCACUACUUAGUUCACUAUAUAUUCGACGUGAUCAGCAAAAUCAUGGAUUCGGUCAACAAUUGAUGAAUGCUGUUUUAUGUUGGUCAGAAGAACACUAUUCUGAAGGAUCUAUAUGGCUCGGUGUAUGGUUUAAGAAUAUUAAGGCACAAAAGUUUUAUGCACAUUAUGGUUUUAACAACGUUGGUGAAUUUGAUUAUUCUAUCGGAGAAGGAAAACUUCAAACUUGCAUCAUGAAACGUCAAUUGAAUUCGAUGAAACACUUUUGA
Molecule: messenger RNA, 567 nt
Organism: Rotaria sp. Silwood1
Lineage: Eukaryota; Metazoa; Rotifera; Eurotatoria; Philodinida; Philodinidae
Source: the annotation of a GenBank genome assembly